Molecule: messenger RNA, 840 nt
Organism: [Torrubiella] hemipterigena
Lineage: Eukaryota; Fungi; Ascomycota; Sordariomycetes; Hypocreales; Clavicipitaceae
Source: the annotation of a GenBank genome assembly
AUGGCAUCAGGUCCCUCCUCUACACUUUAUUGGACCUGUGUUGGCACCCUUGAUACCCAAAAGCCUUGCCUAAUUUUUCUCCAUGCCGCUUGGAUGCCUUCAUCGAUGUUUGAUGAGACAACAAAGCAUCUAUCAUCAUAUCUCCCCAACGCAAACUUCCUUUGCAUUGGCGCUAAUGGUCACUGCAAGACAUAUGGUGGGCGCAAGACGUUCACACUCUGGGACCAAGCCGACGACAUUGUAGCACUCAUGGACCAACUCGGAAUUCGCAAGGCAACCUUUGUCGGCAUCUCCAUGGGCUCCCUCAUUGCCACGCGGCUGGCUCUCGCCUAUCCAACCCGGGUCGACGGCCUUUGCCUUCUCUCUAGCACAGCGACUGCCGAAUCGCCAGAAGCUGCCGCGGCAGUUGCUCAAGUCCGUGAUAUAUGGGUAUCCACGGAUGCUCCCUCUGGAAGCAUCAUGGACAUUGCGAUCCAGGGCUGGGGCGGAGAGCCAGACCUUGCUGGUACGCGAGCCGCACAAAUCAAACGCCAUUGGGUUACUCGUCAUUCAGGCGCCGAGAAUAUCGAUGCGAUACUCAGGAGUGUGGUGGGACGUGAUGAUGUCUUGGGCCGGCUCAAGGAGAUUACAGUUCCAGUACUACUUGUGCACGGGGAGCUUGAUGCAACGUGGAGGGUUCAAGAGGCUGAGGCUAUCCGAGACGCGCUUGUUCACGCAAAAGUGAAACUAGAGGUCCUCAAAGACGUUGGGCAUAUGGUCAUCUGGCUGAGAGAAAGUCGGGAUGUCUCGGAUCUUAUUGCAGGCUUUGUGAAAGAGCAUGUGACAAGCGAGACGGCUUAG